UCCCACCCUUUCCCCUCAUUCCCUCCCGGGCUGCCCCCGGGUACGGACGUGCCGGAGGCGGCUCCUCGGCCCAGCCCUGCCAUGGACUGGUUCCACUGCAACCGCUGCUAUCGCCAGGAGGGCACCCAGUUUGCCGUCACCAGCUGCGGCCACAUCUUGUGCCAGGCCUGCGGGGGCACAGGUCCCUGCCCCGUCUGUUCCUCCGCCUGCCGAUACCUGCUCCUGUCCCACCAGAUGCGCCCCCAGGAUAAGCUUUUCUUCAAGAGUCCAGCAUCCAUCGCCCUCAGGCACCUCUCCCACAUCUCACAGGUGUGGCGGUUCCAGAUGUCCCAAGUGCAGCUGCUGCUGGAAUCUCUGCGGGACAAGGCUCGCCGGGCGCAGGCGGCGCUGGAGGAGGCCAAAGAGGAGCUGGCGGAGAGGAGGAGGCAGGUGGAGUCUCUUCGCCGGGAGAACGCGGAGCUGCGCCGAGCUCAGCUCUCCCCGGGCUGGCUCAGGGGCAGCCGCAGCAGCACCCCCCGCCCCAUCGGCAUCACCUCCCCCUCGCAGUCAGUGACCCCCCAGCCCCGCCGGCAGCUCAGUGGCCAGGUGGUCAGCCGCUCGGCCCCGCUGGAGCCCCCCCAGUCCCGCAGCACCCCACUAUGGCAGCCACAGGUGGGCGGAGCCUACAGGGAGUCAGGGACACCCGUGGUCUCCAGCGUGGCCCCGUCUCCAGUCUCCGCCCACGGGCAGGGCCGCAGGGCCACCCCCGGACCCUCCCUGUGGGUCCCCUGGGCCACCCCGGCCCUGUCCGGAGCCGCCUCUCCUGUGCCCCCCGUGACUGGGACAAGCGAGGGGCAGGGUCCCCCCCCGUGGCCGGCGCGGGGCCGUUCCCGGUGGGAUCGGGAUCCCCUCGGGAUCGGGCCGGAGCCCCGGCGGUAGCGGAGCCGCGGGAGGAUUCCCGGGAAUGUUGGGAGAAUUCCCGGGAUUCCUGGAGAAGUUGGGAAAGGAGGAGAGUUCAAAAAA
This is a messenger RNA of Pipra filicauda (Wire-tailed manakin), 1002 nucleotides long. RefSeq names its product RING finger protein 212B-like. Gene Ontology annotation, cellular component: synaptonemal complex. The coding region runs from base 82 to 918 and encodes 278 amino acids. Gene Ontology annotation, molecular function: SUMO transferase activity. NCBI's taxonomy places the organism in Eukaryota, Metazoa, Chordata, Aves, Passeriformes, Pipridae. Gene Ontology annotation, biological process: reciprocal meiotic recombination; homologous chromosome pairing at meiosis; protein sumoylation. The record is from RefSeq and is a predicted model, not a curated record. The transcript is spliced from 13 exons.